CGACGCGUCGUCGCGCCCGCCGCGGUCGACGUCGUCGAGCGGCGUUCGCACGCAUCUGUCGCGGCGCACACCCACAAGCGCAGCGCGAACCGCAUAGCCACCCGCGCAAGCGUCGGAAGUCGCGCGCGCUCGACAAGGCGCCCAGAGCGCGCGCAACAUCCACAGACAGCGCCCGGCGGCCGGCCUGCGCGCGCAUAAAGACACCGAUGGCCGACCAGUCGCUCGCCGCCGUGGACCAGGCGGAGAUGGAGCAGGACCUGGCCAUGCUCGAGUCGGACGCGUUCGUGAGCGACGCGCUGAAGCGCGGCACGACGUUGAUCGAGUACUCGAAAAAAGUGGAGCGCGAGCUGCGCGAGGUCGAGGUCGAGAGCGUGCGGGACUACGUGCAGCAGUCGUCGCAGGUCGCGGACCUGCACGCGCAGAUGCAGCGCUGCGACGGCAUCCUGGCGAAGAUGCAGGAGACGCUGCUCGGCUUCGAGUUCGACCUCGGGUCCGCGUCGCGCGAGCUCCGGUCUCUCCAGAGGGAGUCGAAGCGCAUGUCCGUGAAGCUGCGGAACCGGCGGGCGACGGAGGCGCGGCUCGGCGCGUUCCUCGCCGCCGUCGCGCUGUCGCCGGACGUCGCCGUCGCGGUCUGCGACGGGCCCGUGGACGAGCGGUUCCUGUCGGCGGUGACGGCGCUGGACUCGACGCUGCGCUACGCGCGCGGCGGCGGCGAGAUCAAGGCCGGCGCCGACGCGGGCUGGCGCGCGGCCUGCGUCGGCGCCCGGGCCGUCGGCGACGCGGCGCCGCUGCACGACAAGCUCGAGCAGAAGGCGAGCCUCCGGUGCCGCGACUACCUGCUCGAGAAGAUCGAGGCGCUGCGGACGUCGCAGACGAACAUCCACCUCCUGCAGCGCACGCAGCUGGCCAAGUACUCCUACCUCUACCGCUUCCUCGAGGGCCACGCGCCGGACCACGCGGCGGAGGUGCGGACGACGUACGUCGAGUCGAUGGCGAAGACGCUCCACGCGCUCUUCCGCGCGUACCACGCGGCGCUCGACAAGCACGACCUCGAGGUCGCGAACAAGUUCGACGUCGUCGCCGUCGAGGAGCACGCCAUGCGGAGCCAGUUCACGAGCCGCGUGUCGCUGACGAAGCGCGGCGACGGCUUCAGCCUCGGCGACCGCGCGCGGGUCCUCGACCGGCUCGCCGCGCCGCCGAUCCUCGUGCACGUCGCCAUCGCGGAGAAGGCGUCCUACCCCUUCGAGGAGCUCUUCCGGAGCUCGCUGCGCCACCUGGCCGACGCGGCCGCGUCGGAGCUCCAGUUCGUGUCCGCGUUCCUCUACGGCGGCGGCCGGAGCGACGCCGUGCAGGCGACCGUCGCGGAGAUCUUCGCCAAGGCGCUGUCGGCGACGGUGGAGCACCUCGAGAACAAGCUCUUCGCGUGCCACGACGUCGUGGGCCUGCUGCUCGUGCUGCGGCUCGUGCGGCGCGCGCGCGCGGACGCCGCGAAGCGGCCCGAGACGGCCGUCGCGGCGCUCGACGGCUUCUUCGCGUCCUGCGAGCGCCUGCUGAAGCCGCGGCUCGACGCCAUCCUCACGGCGAACCUGGACAGCGUCGCGAAGGCGGACCCGCGGAACCUCGGGCCGCCGGGCGUGCUGCCGCACUACGUCGCGCGGCGCUACGCGGAGCUCCACGCGUCCGUCGCCGCGCUGCUGCCCGCGCCGCCCGCGGCGCCCGACAACGGCGCCGGCGACGCGGCGGCGAAGGAGGCCCACGCGUUCGCCGCGCGGCUCCGCGCGUCGACGUGCGACCUGCUCGGCCGCCUCGGCGGCCGGCUCCGCGAGCCCAAGGACCGCGUCGUCUUCCUCAUCAACAACUACGACCAGAUCCUGUCCAUCUUCCUCGAGCGCGGCCUCGAGGCGGGCGACAACGUCGCCCACUUCACGGCCGAGCUCGCGCGGCAGCGCGAGCUCUUCGUCGAGGACGCGCUCGCCGAGGGCUUCGCGAAGAUGAUCGGCUUCGUGAAGCAGACCGAGGCGGAGAUGCGCACGCCGGACCGCACGGGCGACCUGAACCUCGACGCGCCCCUCGUCGAGCGCCUCACGCGCGACUUCGCGGCGACGUGGAAGAACGCGAUCCUCCAGGUCAACUCGGACGUGCUCUCCUACUUUGCGAAUUUUGUCAACGGCAUGGAGGUCCUCAAGCAGGUCCUCACGCAGCUCCUCCUCUACUACACGCGCUUCCAGGAGAUCGUCCGCAAGGCCUGGCGCCGGCCGCCGCCCUUCGCGAAGAACCUCGUGCCGACGAACGUGAUCCUCGCGGAGAUCAAGAAGUACUCGCUGAGCUUUGAGUAAUCUCUGGUCUAUAUUCUG
Molecule: messenger RNA, 2354 nt
Organism: Aureococcus anophagefferens
Lineage: Eukaryota; Pelagophyceae; Pelagomonadales; Pelagomonadaceae
Exons: 1
Coding region: 207-2336 (709 amino acids)
Biological process (GO): Golgi to vacuole transport; endocytic recycling; retrograde transport, endosome to Golgi
Cellular component (GO): GARP complex
Molecular function (GO): syntaxin binding
Source: RefSeq, a predicted model, not a curated record